CCGCCCAGUUCCUGUUCCGGCUACCCCUCAGUCCCGCCGCGCUCGGGAAGGUCGCGCAGGGCGGAGGAGCCGCGCCGGGUCGUGUCUGUAUCAUGCUGUCCGCCGGCGUCCGCCGCUUCGCCACCUCCGCCAUCCGCCGCAGCCACUAUGAGGAGGGACCUGGCAAGAACCUGCCUUUCUCUGUGGAGAACAAGUGGCGGCUGCUGGCACUGAUGUGUGGAUUCUUUGGAAGUGGAUUUGCUGCCCCUUUCCUCAUAGUCAGACACCAGCUCUUGAAGAAAUGAAGGGCACAGACUGUAACUCCACUGACUGGACUUGGAAGUCUUCUACCCAGCACCUUUCAGUGGGAAAAUGAUAGCUGCAGUACAAGCUGGAUGUCUCUAAAUAAAAUAUUAAAUCUGAA
Molecule: messenger RNA, 403 nt
Organism: Myiozetetes cayanensis
Lineage: Eukaryota; Metazoa; Chordata; Aves; Passeriformes; Tyrannidae
Product: cytochrome c oxidase subunit 7C, mitochondrial
Exons: 3
Coding region: 93-284 (63 amino acids)
Biological process (GO): mitochondrial electron transport, cytochrome c to oxygen
Source: RefSeq, a predicted model, not a curated record